This is a messenger RNA of Cavia porcellus (domestic guinea pig), 2552 nucleotides long. It is a transcript of the gene Galnt9, whose product is annotated as polypeptide N-acetylgalactosaminyltransferase 9. The record is from RefSeq and is a predicted model, not a curated record. Gene Ontology annotation, biological process: protein O-linked glycosylation. The transcript is spliced from 11 exons. NCBI's taxonomy places the organism in Eukaryota, Metazoa, Chordata, Mammalia, Rodentia, Caviidae. Gene Ontology annotation, cellular component: Golgi apparatus. Bases 76 to 1890 code for a protein of 604 amino acids. Gene Ontology annotation, molecular function: polypeptide N-acetylgalactosaminyltransferase activity.
CCGGCCGCACCCAGGCUCCCGCGCCCCGGGCCCCCCGAGGCCCCGCGGGGAGGCGGCCCCGGCCGCGCCGCGCCCAUGGCGGUGGCCAGGAGGAUCAAAACUUUGCUGACGGUCAACAUCCUGGUGUUCGUGGGCAUCGUGCUGUUCUCCGUGUACUGCCGCCUGCAGGCCCGCUCCGAGGCGCUGGUGCAGGUCGUGCGCGCCGCCGACCGCCGGGUGCGCAGCCGGCUCACCAAGGCCGGCGCGUUGGCCGAUCGCGAGGCCAUCCUGCAGCGGCUGGACCACCUGGAGGAGGUGGUCUACAACCAGCUUAACGGCCUUGCGAAGCCCAUCGGCCUGGUGGAGGGGCCGGGCGGCCUGGGCCAGGGCGGCAUGGCAGCUGCCCUGCGUGAUGACAGCCAGGAGGCUGAGGGCCGGUACGAGGAGUACGGCUACAACGCCCAGCUCAGUGACCGCAUCUCCCUGGACAGAACCAUCCCUGACUACCGGCCCAAGAGGUGCCGGCAGAUGGCGUACACCGAGGACCUGCCUCAGGUCUCUGUGGUCUUCAUCUUCGUCAACGAGGCCCUGUCCGUCAUCCUGCGCUCGGUGCACAGCGUGGUCAACCACACGCCCUCGCGGCUGCUCAAGGAGGUCAUCCUGGUGGACGAUAACAGCGACAGUGUGGACCUCAAGUUCAGCCUGGACCAGUACGUACGCAGGCGGUACCCAGGGCUGGUCAAGGUGGUGCGCAACAGCCGGCGGGAGGGCCUGAUCCGGGCACGGUUGCAGGGCUGGAAGGCGGCCACCGCCCCUGUCGUCGGCUUCUUUGACGCCCACGUGGAGUUCAACACUGGCUGGGCCGAGCCCGCGCUGGCGCGGAUCCGUGAGGACCGGAGGCGGGUGGUGCUGCCAGCCAUCGACAACAUCAAGCACAGCACGUUCGAGGUGCAGCAGUACGCCAGCGCCGCGCACGGCUACAACUGGGGGCUGUGGUGCAUGUACAUCAUCCCACCGCAGGACUGGCUGGACCGCGGAGACGAGGCUGCACCCAUCAGGACACCCGCCAUGAUCGGCUGCUCAUUCGUGGUGGACCGAGAGUACUUCGGGGACAUCGGCCUGCUGGACCCCGGCAUGGAGGUGUACGGGGCUGAGAAUAUCGAGCUGGGCAUGCGGGUGUGGCAGUGUGGCGGCAGUAUGGAGGUGCUGCCUUGCUCCCGUGUGGCCCACAUCGAGCGUACCAGGAAGCCCUACAACAACGACAUCGAUUACUACGCCAAGCGAAACGCGCUACGGGCCGCCGAGGUGUGGAUGGAUGAGUUCAAGUCCCACGUGUACAUGGCCUGGAACAUCCCCAUGACUAACCCGGGGGUGGACUUCGGGGACGUGUCCGAGAGGCUGGCCCUGCGCCAGAGGCUGAAGUGCCGCAGCUUUCGCUGGUACCUGGAGAACGUGUACCCCGAGAUGAGGGUCUACAACAACACGCUCACGUACGGAGAGGUGAGAAACAGCAAAGCCAGUGGCUACUGCUUGGACCAGGGGGCAGAAGAUGAUGACCGGGCCAUCCUGUACCCAUGCCACGGCAUGUCCUCCCAGCUCGUGCGGUACAGCGCGGAUGGCCUCCUGCAGCUGGGCCCGCUGGGCUCCACCGCCUUCCUGCCCGACUCAAAGUGUCUGGUAGAUGAUGGCCGGGGCCGUACGCCCGCCCUGCGGAGGUGUGAGGAUGUGGUGCGGCCAGCACAGCGGCUCUGGGACUUCACGCAGGGUGGCCCCAUUGUGAGCCGGGACACAGGCCGCUGCCUGGAGGUGGAGGUGUCCAAAGACGCCAACUUCGGGCUGCGUCUGGUGGUGCAGCGGUGCUCAGGGCAGAAGUGGACCAUCCGGAACUGGGUCAAACACGGGCGGCACUGACCUCGCCCGCAAUCCUCUUGCCCCACAGACCCUCGGGGCUGGGCCCCGACUCAGCGCAUGGUCACCGCGCCAGGGGUACAAACCCCAGGGACUGGCAGUGCUGCCAGGGGCCUCCAGGGACGGCGAUCGCGAUGCCAAACACGUGCCUUUCCCGUGGUGUCCCCGACGGGCUGCGUGACAGCACCUUCCUGCAUGUGCUAAGCCCUGUACCUAGCCCACGGGGACAGCACCCAGCUGGCCGAGGAUGAGGACAAGGACGAGGGUGGCCCUGCAGCCAUGCACCAUGCUCCCACCCUGAAGGAGCAGACAAGGAACCCCCUGGCGCCCUGCCACCUGCCCAGCCCAUCAGUGGCGCCUGUGGCCUAGUAGCACAGAGAGGGGAAAGAGCCCCCUCUGUGCCCCAGAAACCCAAAGCUGUGUUGUGGAGGCGCCAACCAGGCCGUGGCCAGAAAGCCAUGGACAAGACCUGUGCCUGCUGGGCUGGGGGCUGCCUGGGAGUGCCUGCCGGGCCGGAGUCAGGGACAGCUGCUGGCCAGGGGUCCCAGCUCUGCCCCCACCCUCAGCCCUGGCUCCGGCUCUUGUUGCUUUCCUCGGCACAGGAGGUCAGGGAAGGAUGUCCAGCCCCUUGCCUGUUUUUUAAAUAAAGUUUUAUUGGCACACGG